AUGAAGCUCUCGUCAUCCUUCGCCGCGCUGUCCGCCGCCGUGGUGGUGGCGCUGUGCAUCGGUCAGGCGCACGCCGAAACCGUGAAUGCGCCUUUGGGCCUGUCGCAGGUCAACGACGAGGGCGUGCCCAUCACGCCGCUCACCUACCUCAACCUCGAGCCGUCUAGCAAGGAGCUCUCGGACGCCGCCAAGAAGGUGACCACACCCCCGCCUCUGCCCAAGCACCCCAAGCGUCUGCUCAACCCGGCGGACGAGCUCAAGCCGUACGUCGGCCAGCUCAGCAGCCCGGGCAUCAAGGUGCGCGCCGAGCUCGGACACAGCCUCAUCCCCUCGCUGCCCAUCCUGGGCAACCUCGACAACGAGGGCGACCACCGCACCGACGUCCCCGCGACGCCCAACAAGCGUCUCGUGGCUCCGCUCGAGGUGCUCAAGCCCGGUGAGGGCACGGAGUACCUGCCCGAAAACCACCAGAAGCUGGGCCAGCGCACCGUACAUCCGCUCAACCGCCGUGCCGACUCGCCCGUCGACCUGAGCUUCUUCGGCAAGAACCUCGACGAGCUUGCGCCCAAGCUGCCCGCGGGUAAGCGCGCCUCCGACACGGGGCUCAACCUGCUCGGCGCCGACGUGCCGCUCGACAAGCUGCCCCUGCCCGGCCUCAAGCGCCAGGCAGACGUAAAGCCGCUCGACCUCGGCCUCAAGACGGGCAACGCGCAGGACGCGGAUGCAGCCAAGUCGCUCCUGGGCGGUCUGCUGCCCAUCAAGCGUCUUCUUAGCAACGACAACCCGCUCGCGCCUGGUGCUGCCGCCAGCGAAGAAGACGAUGGCAGCUCGGGCCUCAGCGUGCUCGGUAACAAUGUGCCGCUCAACAAGCUCGCGGUCCCCGGCAUGAGGCGCCAGGCCGAUGUGAAGCCGCUUGACCUUGGCCUCAAGACGGGUAACGCGCAGGAUGCGGAUGCUGCCAAGUCGUUGCUCGGCGGUCUGCUGCCCAUCAGGCGCGAUGGCGACGUCAAGCCGGUUGACCUGGGUCUCAAGACGGGCAACGCGCAGGAUGCUGAGCGCGCCAACGACUUCCUCGGUAGCCUGCUGGGUGGCAAGCGCGACACGAUCACGCCCGACAACCUCAACCUCGACAGCGUCAAGCCGAUUGUCAACCAGGGCGCGGGCACUGUGAUGCCGAUUGUGCUGAACCAGGUCAAGAGCAAAGCGAGUCCGGCAGUGCAGGGUAUCAAGGCGGCCAAUGGACUGUGCAGUGCGUUUGGAUGCCAGAACGCUGUACAGGGUGCCGUGGGUGGGGUGACCAAGGAGCUGCCCCUGCCCAAGGUGCGUGCGCUGGGAGACAAGGACAUGUUCGAACACGGCCUGCUCGGUGGAAACGGCGAGAUCAACGGGAUCCCUGUGCGUCGGGGUGAUCCGGUCACCGACACCAUCCUUGGCGCGAGCGACGAGGCUCGUGAUGCGAUCCUGGGUGUCAAGGACCAGGCGGACGAUGCGGCCGGUGCAUUUGUCAAGAACAUGUACUCCAAACACGGCGAGGUCCAGACCAAACGCGAUCUCACCCUCCCCGGAUACGCCCUCCUUCCCGGCACAGGCCCUAUGGCCAAGGAGGGUGCCCAGGAACUUAUCGACUUCCUCGACCUCCCCGUUCCCGGUCUCAAGAGGAUGGACAAGCUCAGGCGCAAGGAGUAG
This is a messenger RNA of Moesziomyces antarcticus, 1686 nucleotides long. RefSeq lists its product as uncharacterized. The record is from RefSeq and is a predicted model, not a curated record. Lineage: Eukaryota; Fungi; Basidiomycota; Ustilaginomycetes; Ustilaginales; Ustilaginaceae. The transcript has a single exon. Bases 1 to 1686 code for a protein of 561 amino acids.